Messenger RNA from Ascochyta rabiei, 489 nucleotides. RefSeq lists its product as uncharacterized. The record is from RefSeq and is a predicted model, not a curated record. Lineage: Eukaryota; Fungi; Ascomycota; Dothideomycetes; Pleosporales; Didymellaceae. Bases 1 to 489 code for a protein of 162 amino acids. Gene Ontology annotation, molecular function: carbohydrate:proton symporter activity. The transcript has 3 exons. Gene Ontology annotation, biological process: carbohydrate transport; transmembrane transport. Gene Ontology annotation, cellular component: membrane.
AUGAGCACCCAGAACGUUCCCACCCUUCUUCAGGAUGCCGGAAACAUCGUAUGCAGCGAACUGGACCUGGAUGCUCUCCUGGGGUUCUUCAUCGCCCAGUGGUUAGGCUACGGUUUUCCGUUCAGCUCCGCACAAUUCUCUUGGCGCUUCCCACUUGCGUUCCAGUGCUUCCCUGGACUCAUUCUGUUUCCCGGUAUCUUUUUCCUCAAAGAAUCUCCAUGCUGGCUCGUGGAAAGGGACCUCUAUAAGAAGCCAUGGCUUCGCUUCAGAAGCUUCGCAGCGGCUAUGACUCAGAUCAUCGACCUUGAGUACCGCGAACUUCGCGACGUCAUUGCGGCCGAUCGGGUACUGGGUAACAUUACUUGGCUAUCGAUUAUUACCAAAGCUUCGUGGUACAAGCGUAUUCUUUUCGGGUGUGGUGUCCAAGCCUUUGGCCCUCUCUCUGGUAUCCACGUGCGUGCCUACAUGUUUCCUGUACUCGAAGAAUGA